Nezara viridula (southern green stink bug) is the source of this 2388-nucleotide messenger RNA. The record is from the annotation of a GenBank genome assembly. NCBI's taxonomy places the organism in Eukaryota, Metazoa, Arthropoda, Insecta, Hemiptera, Pentatomidae.
GUUUCAGAUAGGUUUCCUAUGUUUGUAUUUAGUUUGAUACAAUCUAUUUUGCUAAAUAUUUUUAGCUAAGAUUUAAAUGAUAUAUAAAGUUGUUGUUAGCAAACAGACAUUAACAAGCCUACAGCGUUGUUAUUUCUCUGAUACCAUCCCUGAAGAACAUUAUGGAAGAUAUGCACUCAUUCCUGUUAACAGCAAGGACAAGUAUCUUGUCAGAAUAUGCAUUAAUCCUUUACUUCAAGAAAAUGUUUGUAUAUUGGAUAAAACGGUCCAAUAUUUACCUAAAGCGAUGUGGGUUCCUGAAACUGAAACUGUAAUGUACAAAGACAUAGCUAUCCUCAAUUGUAUUAAUUACAUUAAAACGAUGCAUUUAUGUGUAAUAUUCGAAUCAGCUUGGAGAAAAAAGGAAUGGGAAAGCAAAAGUCAUGCUUUGAAAAAAAUAUUAAAACAAAUUUUGCAAAUUUUUGUUCAUGUCAAUAAUGUAAUAAUAGAUGUUGAAAAUUUAAAAUUCCUCAACUCUAUUGGUCUUCACUCUAUUGUUGUUUCCAACAUUGGUAGUAUACCUGCUGGAAAAGUAGUUGAUUCAACUAAAAUCAUAAUUGAUGAAAUCACAUGUUAUGAAAGAUAUUCUCAGCUUCUAGAGAACUGCUUAGAUAUGAAUUUGGCUGGGUUAAAUGGACCUUAUGAAAAACUGAGACAGUAUUUUAUUGCAAUGAAAAAUGCUUUGUCUCAGAACUCUCAUUUGAAUCUCAUUUCGUCAUUGAAGAUUUUAGUUAUUGGUCCUGAUGGUUGUGGUAAAAAAACUUUAAUCAAUAGAUUAGCAUUCGAUUUUAAAGCGACAAUUUUAACAAUAGAUGGGCCUGAGCUUAACAGACCACAACCAGGUGAAACUGAACGCUUAAUAAAAGAAAAAUUUGAUCAUGCCAGAUUGUUAUGCGAAGAAGGACCAUGUAUAAUUUUGUUAUCAAGAAUAGAAUCGUUUUGCUCUAAGCAAGGGCGUAUAUUUUCCCAAUUUAUACACCUUCUCGAUUCUAUUGAUCCAUCAUUGCCAUUAGUUGUAAUUGGAACUACUUCAUCUCCUAAUCUUCUUCACAGGCUGAUUAGAUCUUCCUCCAGAUUCCAUAAUAGGGUUUUUAUUGGUAUACCAAAUGAAGAAGAACGCUGUGAAAUGCUGAGUAAUUUUUGUGGUGAUAUUCUUUCUAAAGAGAAAUUAAAGCAAAUUGCACGAAAGACUCCUGGUUUUGUAAUUGCUGAUUUGAAGCUGCUUGUCAAAAGAGCUAAAUUGAAAGUGAAUAAUCAAAAAGGCAGACAGCAAACAAAUUUUAGUGAAGAAGAAUUAUUUAAUGCCAUAAAUGAAAUGGUCUACCUCAUCGAAGCUAGCUCUAUUAGAGGAGAGCUUGGAGUCGUGAGAUCUCAGAAGCUGGACAUGAAUCAGCUGGGAGGGCUUGUAAGAGUGAAGCAGUUACUAAACCAAUCAAUCCAAUGGCCGCUGUUACAUCCUGAAGCCUUCAAAAGAUUAAAUAUUAAGAAGCCUUCUGGUGUGCUUCUAUAUGGUCCUCCUGGUUGUGCUAAGACUAGCCUUGCCAGAACUCUGGCUAGCAGUUCCAAUAUUACAUUCCUUUCAGUGUCCGCUGCUGAUCUCUUUUCACCUUAUGUAGGAGAUGCUGAAAUAACCAUCACAAACCUUUUUCAAAGGGCAAGAGAUGCAUCGCCUACAAUUUUGUUUGUCGACGAAAUAGAUGCUCUUGUUGGAAGCCGAGAAGGAAAAGAAAAAAGUGCACAAGAAACAAUUCUUUCUACUUUUCUUGUUGAAAUGGAUGGAGUAGGAUAUAAAGGCGAAUCUAGAAUAAUUGAGAACACUGUGGACAGCAGAGUGAUUGUGAUUGGUGCAACAAAUCGUCCAGAUUCUGUCGAUUCAGCUCUACUGAGGCCAGGCAGAUUAGAUAGGCUCAUAUAUGUGCCACCUCCAACACUUGAAGAUCGCUUGGAUAUCUUAAAAGUCGUUACUAAAGUGAUGCCACUUAGUGAUUGUGUCAAGUUACAAGACAUUGCUAUGAAAACUGAUCUCUAUUCUGGUGCUGAUUUGAAUUCACUUUGCCAAGAGGCAGCACUUCAGGCUCUGACUGAGGAUGGUAUGGAUGCUCAAAUAAUAAAGCAAAGCCAUUGGUUAAAAGCUUUGAAAGAAAUUCCUCCAUCACUUACUAAAGAACAAGUUGAGUGGUAUAAUACUUUUUCUUUUUCAUGAAGGAAGUUUUUAAUGAAAUUGACUCAAAACAAUGUGUAAAUAAAAUAUGAAAUAUAUUAUAAAUUUAAACUAUAUUUGUUUAGUGUUUUUAACGUGAGAUUUAGAUAUUUUUAUAUGAAUAUUAGUUUUGAUGUGUUUAAAAUUAC